AUGUGCUCUCUCUCUCUCUCUCGCAGUACCUUCCUUUACAUUCUACUUGUGCUUCUUCUUUUUUCACUUCCAUUCACAAUUACAUCAUCAGCAACAACUGAAGCUGAAGCUCUUGUCAAAUGGAAGAUGAACUUGUCUUCUGCUUCUUUCUUGGAUUCAUGGUCCAUUUUGAAUCUCGAAAACUUGUGCAAUUGGACAUCUAUUGUCUGCAAUGCUGGUGGAACAAUUUCCGAGAUCAAUCUUUCUGAUGCAGGCCUCUCAGGCACUCUUGAUCAGCUUGACUUCACUUCAUUUCUGAGUCUCACAAGUUUUUGUCUCAAUGGCAACAACUUCAGAGGAUCGAUACCAUCAAAUAUUGGCAAUGCUUCUAUGCUCACUUUCUUGGACCUGAGCAACAAUAUCUUGGAGGGUGUCAUACCAGAAGAGAUUGGGAAGUUAACACAACUUGAAUAUCUCAGCUUUUAUCACAACGAAAUCAUUGGUGUUAUUCCCUACCAAAUAAGCAAUCUUCAGAAGGUAUGGCACUUGGAUCUUGGAUCAAAUUUUUUAGAGACUCCUGAUUGGUCCAAAUUGAGGAAUAUGCCUAUGUUGACAUAUUUGAGCUUUGGUUUCAAUCAACUUAGAUUAGAGUUCCCUGAGUUUGUGCUCCAUUGCCAUAAUCUGACUUACCUCGAUUUGUCGAUAAACCAUUUGAAUGGUUCAAUCCCAGAAACACUAUUCACCAACUUGGAUAAGCUUGAACAACUCAAUCUUUCAUCUAAUUCAUUUCAAGGUUCAUUGUCACCAAAUUUUACCAAGUUGACCAAGUUAAAAGAACUUCAGCUUGGUUCCAACAUGUUUUCGGGCUUAAUUCCUGUUGAAAUUUCUCUGAUCAGCAGUCUUGAAGUUGUUGUACUUUUCAAUAAUUCACUUCAAGGAAAGAUUCCAUCUUCUAUAGGUAGACUUAGAAAUCUUCAACAACUUGAUCUUCGAAAGAAUGGUUUGAAUUCAACCAUUCCUUCUGAGCUAGGCCUUUGUACUAACCUCAUUGUCUUGGCUCUAGCAGAGAAUGCCCUGCAAGGAUCAUUGCCUAUAUCCUUGUCCGCGCUGACCAAGAUAUCUGACUUGAGCUUGUCUGAUAAUUUUCUUUCUGGUGAGGUUCAAUCAUAUCUCAUUACCAAUUGGACUGAGCUGGCAUCUUUGCAGCUUCAAUACAAUUCAUUUUCAGGGAAAAUUCCACCUGAAAUCAGCCAGUUGAAAAACCUCGUAUAUCUUUACCUCAAUCGUAACAAUUUCACUGGUUCCAUUCCCUAUCAGAUUGGUAAGUUGCAAAACUUGCUGGAGCUAGAUGUGUCUGACAACCGGCUUUCAGGCACAAUACCUCCAACCAUUGGAAACCUGACCAAUAUAAGGGCAUUGUAUCUUUUUCGGAACAACAUCAGUGGAACCAUUCCUUCUGAGAUUGGCAAAUUGACAUCUCUUCAAACCCUUGACCUCAACACUAACCGGUUUAGUGGUGAGCUGCCCGACAGCAUUUCUAACCUCGGCAGUCUGAAGCUUCUUGAGUUCCUUUCUCUUAGUAACAACCAGUUUUCAGGUGUGAUCCCUUUGUCUAUUUGCAAUUCGACAUCACUACAAACUCUAGUUUUCACAAGAAACAAUUUCAGGGGAGAGAUUCCACAAUGUUUGGGUAAUAUCAGUGGCCUCUCCAUUUUGGAUAUGCGCUACAACAAUCUUUCUGGGAUUCUUCCAACAAGUUUUGAUAUUGGAUGUUCACUUAGAACCUUCAACUUUCAUGGAAAUGAACUACAAGGGAAAAUCCCUCGAUCUUUAGCCAAUUGUAAAGAGCUGCAAAUUCUUGAUUUAGGAGACAAUCACCUCAAUGAUACAUUCCCCAUGUGGUUGGGAACUCUAUCAAUGUUGCAGGUUUUAAGUUUGAGAUUGAAUAAAUUGCAUGGACCCAUUAGAACUUCAAGGAUUGGAAACAUGUUUCCUGGUCUUCGAAUAUUAGAUCUCUCUCGCAAUGCCUUCACAGGAAACUUGCCGACAAGUCUAUUUCAACAUUUGAAAGCCAUGAAGACAACUAAUCAAACAACGAAGGCACCAAUUGAAGGAAGCAACUAUUACCAAGACUCGGUAGUUGUUGUAAUGAAGGGACACAUCUUUGAAGUUGUGAGAAUCUUGUAUUUAUACACGAGUAUGGAUCUUUCAAGUAACAAAUUUGAAGGACUUAUUCCAAGUAUUAUGGGAGAUCUCAUUGCACUUCGGGUGUUGAAUUUGUCUAACAAUGGGUUGCAAGGUCAUAUACCGCCAUCACUUGGAAAUUUAGCGGUAGUAGAAUCAUUUGACCUUUCAUUCAACCACCUUUCUGGAGAGAUACCGGAACAACUUGCUUCUAUAACAAGUCUUGCAGUGUUAAAUCUCUCCUACAAUCAUCUUGAAGGAUGCAUUCCUCAAGGACCUCAAUUUGCUACAUUUCAGAACAAUUCAUAUGAAGGUAAUGAUGGAUUACAUGGAUUUCCAGUUUCAAAAGGUUGUGGUAAUGAUCAGGUAUCAGAGACAAAUUAUACCAUAUCUGCACUAGACGAACAAGAAAGCAAUUCGGAUUUUCUGAAUGAUUUUUGGAAAGCUGCCCUUAUGGGCUAUGGAAGUGGACUAUGUAUUGGAUUAUCCAUAAUAUAUUUCAUGAUCUCAACUUGAACUCCAAAAUGGCUAGCAAGAAUCAUGGAAGAGUUGGAACACAAUUAUUAUGCAAAGUAGAAAGAAGCAACGAGGUAAAAGGCAUUACAGAAUAAGAAAAUAAUUGCUUCUAGACAAGUUACCAAC
Solanum verrucosum is the source of this 2805-nucleotide messenger RNA. Its product is annotated as receptor-like protein 9DC3. Gene Ontology annotation, molecular function: protein binding. The coding region runs from base 1 to 2679 and encodes 892 amino acids. NCBI's taxonomy places the organism in Eukaryota, Viridiplantae, Streptophyta, Magnoliopsida, Solanales, Solanaceae. The record is from RefSeq and is a predicted model, not a curated record. The transcript has a single exon.